AUGGAGCUGUCGGAUGCCGCCUCGAAUUUGUCGCCGUCCUUGGCAGCACGUGUGGGGCCUAGCAAUAUCCGCUCGCUCAUUCUAGAGAAGGAGAAGGAGCUGCACGACAUCAACGAGUACCGUAUCCGUACGCUGGAGGCACUUCUACGAGACAAAGAGACCGCCGCUACAGCAGCCAAACAAAAGCUGAGCAAGCUUCAGGAAGAUUUUAAGUAUAAUUUAAAGCUCCUGGAGGGCCGAGACGAGGAGUUGGCACUGUAUGACGCCAAUUUUGCCUCGCUUAAGAACGUCUUGCGGGAUCGAGAGGCCGAGUUGAGUGAAAAUAGAGCUAGAGAGGCCGAACUUCAGGCUGAAUUGCAGCGAAUGAAACAAAGAACUGGCGAGCAGGAGGCACAUUACCAGCAGAAGCUCAAAGAUGCCAAAGCUCAGCUGGAGGGCGCGAGGUGGAAAUUUGACGACGAGUUGAGGCGGCAAGAGGACGCGACGGGGACUCUGAGACGCAAUAUCGAAAGGCAGUUACGAGAGAAAGACGAGGAUAUAGAGAACCAGCGACGAGAACUAACAGUGACGUUCGACGACGUCAUGAGACAGAGAGAGACGGAGUUUAAGCGGGCAAUUGACGAGUUGCAGGGUAACUUAAGGGAAUUAGAGCUGAAAAAUAAGGCAAUGACGAGAGAUACAGACGCCCAGCGAGCGAGAGCGGAGGAAUUAAAGACAAAGAACGAGAAUCUCCAGGUAAUGCUGCAGGAGAACGACAAGGAGUUGAAGUCGUUGGAGUGGACGCUAGCGGAUGUGAAAGCUGCGAAGGAUGUCAAAAUCGGGGAAUUGGAGAGCGAAGUGGCCACGCUCAACGAAGUGAAGCAGAAGCUGCUAGAUGAGUAUGAAUCAAAGAUGGCGGAGCUGCUGCAGUCGCUGCAUGCGGUGGAGAAGGCAUUUGUACAGCAGAAGACGCAAUAUGAUGAAGAACUGCAACAGUUCAUGGACCGGAAGAAAAGUGAAGCUCAAGAAGCGAGCACUAGGAGCGAGGCAAAGCUGGAAGCUCUUACUGUGCGGCUACGUGAGAGCGAGGAGAGGGCAGAGGUGCUACAAACUGAGCUGAAACAGGCUAAAUGGGAUGCCGAUGACAGGCUUGUGGAGAAAGAGCGCGAAGUGGAGCGUGUGAGGAGCGUAAUACAGGACCUCGAAGACGAGCAACAUCGUGUAGCAAGCGAGAUGCAAAAGCAACUUCGACAAGGAGACCGUGAGACGCAGACACUUCAAGAAAGACUGCAGGAUGCUCAACGACAGAUAGCGUUACUCAAAGAGAAAGACAAAGCUCAGCGUCAGGAACUGCUGGAGAGUGUGGAGAGGGCGGAAGAUUUACAACGCGAGCUGGUCACAGUUAAUCUUCGGUGGGAAAACCGAUGGCAAGAGCAGCAACAAGAACUGGAUGAACGACACGAACUACGACUCCGGGAGGUGCAACAGGUUAAAGAUCGCUUACUUAGUGAAAAGGAGGCUGUGGAGGAACGUCUAGUUUAUGCUGAGAACGAAGUACAACGACUGCGCUCCGAGCUGUCGACUCUGAGGUCCAGUGCUCGCAUCUCGGAGUCUUUUGGCUCUCAGUAUGUGACAUCAGCCAGACGAAGCGGAGACGUGCGGCAUUCGUCCGAGUCGGCUCCUGUGGCUCCUUCACCGCUGUGGAGUGACGACCCAGGAGUUCUCUCUCCGAUGCCUGCGGUGUCUUCAUUGCUGACGAACAGCCCUCAGCAGCGGCCCAGAACUGAGACCAGCAACAGUACUAACGCGUUAGAGAUGGAGAAUGCAAAGCUGCGGGAUCUGAUUCGACAGAUGAAGGAGUCGCUUGCCCAUCAGGCUGAAGAGAUGGAAGCGUCACCAGACCGAACCAGUGGGAGUCGAAGCGCGUCUAAACUUGCAGUACAGUUGCUGGAAGCUCAAGAGCGCUGCGUUGAGCUUGAGACGAAGCUGAGCGGAAAUGAAGACGCUCUGCAGCUCGAAAGCGUAAAGCAGGAGCUCGCGGAAGCACAGCGAGUUAUUGAAGGUAAAAACACGCGGAUAGCAGAGCUAGAGGCCCAGAUAAAAGAGUUGGAGGGUGCGACUGCAGCAGAGCCAAGCAUACAGAGCGGGCGAGUUGUUCAUGAGGCCCAACUGACGGAGCUGAGGCGCAAACUCGAAGCUGCAAACAGCGACAUUGACCGCCUGGUGAAAGAACGUAGCCAACUUAUGGAACUGAGCAACCAGCUUCGUGCUGAUCUGCGUCGAAGCGGAUCUGGAGACGCUGGAUCGAGAUCGUCGACGCCUCGAGUGGAAUUCGCUGGGAAGAAAGAUUACGAGGAUAUGAUUGCAGACCUUACUCGGUCGUUGGAGGAGGCUCGAGUUCAUAAUAAAACACUCAAGAAGGAGCUACGUCGGAUGGUCAAAGUGCACGUGCAGCUUCAGCAGGAGCGAGAAACUCAGCGUAGACGCAGAUCCAGCACGUUGUCGAUGAUGAAGUCGCUGGAUCCCGGUCCUGCUGAUCUGGACGAGCAGUUGCUGGCUCUAGCACGAAAUAAAAGACCGAUGACGCGGAGGCUGAUUCUUUUCAACGCACCAGACCGAGCAGAGACCGAGGCUUCCAACACAACGAUCGGAAGCUCCAGCGCUAAAGUCACGGAUGCGCGACUGAAGCUGCAGCAAGCUAAGGAAAUGCUCAUGUUGUCGGGUAAGCAGCCACCUGUAGCGGGGUCGCGCGCUAGUCUCUCGACAUUUGCCACUCAAGCUGCAACUGUGGCAACAGCUACGCGAGUGAGUGAUCGCGAGACAAGCAGCCAGCGAUCUGUAGUCAAGAAGCUCAAGCAGCUGCAGUCCAAACGAGCUGAAAUGGUGAGCGAGCGCAAGAAGGUGCGCAACUAUAACCUGGCGUCGUAA
Molecule: messenger RNA, 2907 nt
Organism: Phytophthora infestans T30-4
Lineage: Eukaryota; Oomycota; Peronosporomycetes; Peronosporales; Peronosporaceae
Exons: 6
Coding region: 1-2907 (968 amino acids)
Source: RefSeq, a predicted model, not a curated record